Molecule: messenger RNA, 2217 nt
Organism: Colletotrichum spaethianum
Lineage: Eukaryota; Fungi; Ascomycota; Sordariomycetes; Glomerellales; Glomerellaceae
Product: multisubstrate pseudouridine synthase 7
Exons: 2
Coding region: 1-2217 (738 amino acids)
Biological process (GO): pseudouridine synthesis
Cellular component (GO): nucleus
Molecular function (GO): RNA binding; pseudouridine synthase activity
Source: RefSeq, a predicted model, not a curated record
AUGGCGGCUGAAGUCCGCCGCUCGAACGGCACGCGCCUUGAUGCGUCCCUUGGCAUCACUGAGCGCAUUGCACCGAGCAUGACAGCUUGGACCGGAGAUAUGCGCAAAAGAUAUACCGACUUCCAAGUCUACGAGAUUAACAAAGAUGGCUCCGUCCUCCACCUCAAGGAAACCCGUCUGCCGCCACCCCCUAAAGAGCCUACCCCUCCUCCUCCUGCUCCUCCUCCCGUAGUCGAGGAGAAGAAGGAGGAAGAGCCCAAGUAUGAAGAUUUGACACAAAUCGGAGACGCUGCCGCGGCCGAGAAGCCCGUCGUUCCCGAAAUCCCAGCCGACGAUCUGGCCGCAAUUGCCUCCCUCACAAACGAAGACUUUGCGGGCCAACUGCUGGCAAUGUACCAGACAGUAUCCGCCGACAGGAACGCCAAGACCGAGCCAGCGACCUCCCCCGUCAUGGACGACAAGGACCAGCGCUCCCAGCUCCACCAGAGCGUCCGCCGCAUCUUUAACUCAACAAUCGAUACGACUACCGACCCGACGGGCGCCAUUGUCGCCCGGGUGGUGCCCCCUCGUGGCAAAGGAAAGGGCGUGCGUGGUGGUCGUGACAACAAUAACAACAAGCAGAAGAAGCCCAAGGCUCGUGCUCCCGGGGAAGGAGAGUACCUCCACUUCACAAUGUACAAGGAGAACCGCGACACCAUGGACGCCCUGCACCAGAUCUCCAAGGCGCUGCGCAUCAAGCCCCAGGCCAUCGGCACUGCGGGCACCAAGGACCGCCGCGCCGCCACCACCCAGCGGUGCUCCGUCCGCGGCCAGCGAGCCGAUGGCCUCGUCCGCGCGCGUCUUAACGGCGUCACUGUCGGCGACUACCUCUACGCCCCGACCCCGAUCCACCUCGGCGCCCACGCCGGCAACGAAUUCGUCAUCGCCCUCAAGGACUGCCUCGUCGCUGGCGCUCCCGACCUGUCUCCUGCGGACCGCCACGCCCAGAUUCACGCCUCCGUCAAGGCCGCUAUGGCGAGCAUGCACAGCCUCGGCUGGAUCAACUACUUCGGCCACCAGCGCUUCGGCACGCAUGCCGUCGGCACGCACGAGGUCGGCCGCCUGAUCCUACAGGAGGACUUUGAGGGUGCCGUCAACGCCAUCCUCGCAUACGACGAGGCCAUCGCCAAGCGCGCCGCCGGGGGCGAGGUCCCCGAGCAGGCGCACGCGCGGGAUGACUUCAGCCGCCACCGUGCGUGCAUGCUCUUCCGCGAGGGUGGGUCCAUGGACGACGCGCUCCAGCAUCUCCCGCGCCGCUUCUCCGCCGAGUCGAGUCUCAUCCGCCACCUCGGCAGGUCGAGCGGCCCCUCUCGCCGCGACUUCAUCGGCGCCCUCACGAGCAUCACCCGUGGUCUGCGCAGCAUGUAUUUGCAUGCCUACCAGUCCUACGUCUGGAACCACGCGGCGAGCCACCGCUGGCGGCUUUACGGCGAGAAGGUCGUUGAGGGCGACCUUGUCCUCGUCGAUGACUCGAAGCCACAGACCGAUGACGCGGAGACGACGCACGACGAUGACGACGCCGAGUUCUCCGACGCCCGCCCCCUGACCGCGGAAGAGGCCGCCUCGGGCAAGUACACAAUCCACGACAUCGUCCUCCCCUCGCCCGGCCACGCCGUCGUCUACCCCACCAACGCCGUGGGCGAAUUCUACACGACCUUCAUGCGCGACAACGGCGGCCUCGACCCGGCCAAGAUGAUCCGCCGCCACCGCGAGUUCAGCCUCCGCGGCGACUACCGCAAGGUCGUCGUGCGGUUCCUCGCCGAGCCCGGGUUCGAGGUGCGCGCGUACGAGGACGACAAUGAGCAGAUGCACCCCACCGACAUGGACCGCAUCCGCGCCGCACGGAACGGCGCAGGGAAGAAGCGCGGCCGUGACGAGGGUGAGGAGGCGGACGGCGAGAGCAAGAAGGCCAAGACCGAGACGGCCCCAGAGGACGGGGCCAACGGUGACGAGAAGAUGGAGGAUACGCCGCAGGCCGAAGACAAGCCCGGGGCGGAAGCAGAGGCAAAGACCGAGGAUGCGGCCGCGGAGUCAAUUCCGACCGCGGAAAAGACCAAGACGGCCGUCGUGGUCAGGUUCCAGCUCCCCAAGAGCGCCUACGCGACCGUCGCGUUGCGGGAGCUGAUGGGCGUCGACGAGUCCGAAGUCGCCGCGGCCCCGGCAGCAGCCGAGGCAUGA